AUGAAUACUCCACAUACACCUAUAAAACGUAAUUUUAAUAGUGAAACGGAUCAAAUAGAUAGUGAAUAUGUUACACCAAAAAAAUGUUUAAAAACAAAAGAUACGACAAAACAGAAAAAUAAACGAAUGCAGAAGUAUAAAAGUCAGUGGGAAAUCGAACAUGGUGAUUGGUUAAUUAAUGAUCCACAAAACGAAUAUAAUGGAAAAUGCAAAUUGUGUGGAAUUACAUUUACAAUUGCUUCAGCAGGUAUAGGACAAGUUAAACAACACCUGCAAACAAAACAACUCAAAUCAAAAUAUGAAACUAGGAGAACAUCUGGACUACUUGAGAAAUUCCUUGACUCUUCUUCUGCUUCCACAUCGUCUAGAUGCAGUGAUAAAGAAAAUGUUGUUGCAUCUGAGUUAGCCCUGACAUAUCACACAGUAAAACAUAAUUUGUCUUACAAUAGCAUGGAUUGUACUAUAAAAUUGAAUAAAAUUAUUUAUGCCAAUUCACCUACAGCUAAUGCAAUUCAUCUAGCUAGAACAAAAAUGGAAGCACUAGUUACAGAAGUGUUGGGCCUAUAUUCUUUACAAAAUGUAAUAGAUGCUGUUAAUACAGAUAAUUUGUUUUACUGUUUACAAACAGAUGCUUCUAACAAGAAAAAUAUAAGACUCUUUCCAUUAGUGAUACAAUAUUUUACAGCCAAAAAUGGCAUUGAAAACAAAUUAAUAGAUUUUUAUGAAAAUAGUAAUGAAUCUGCUGAUGGUAUGUUUGAAGCAAUUCAAAAGUCAUUAGAGCAAUACAAAUUAUCUUUUCAUAAUGUAUCUGGGUAA
This is a messenger RNA of Parnassius apollo (apollo), 816 nucleotides long. NCBI's taxonomy places the organism in Eukaryota, Metazoa, Arthropoda, Insecta, Lepidoptera, Papilionidae. The record is from the annotation of a GenBank genome assembly.